AUGGGUAAAUCAUCGAAAAGAUCGAGAAGAAAAACUAGAAGAAAAUUAAACCCUUAUAAUAUUUAUAUGAGGGAUGAGAUCGCUGCUAUUAAAGAAAGGGAUCCAAAAAUACCUCAUAGAGAAGCUUUUACUCAAGCCUCAAGAAGUUGGAGUACAUCAAUGAGAAAUCCAAAGAAUCAACUUUCGAAUAAUCAGGGAAAAAUUCCAAGGAAUAAAUCAAAGAGACGAGAAAUAAUUAAAGAGAAAAAAGCAAAAAAACAAACGAGAAAACAGGUGAUGGAUCAAAAGGAAAUUCAAAAAAUAUUAAAUAAUGAUAAAUCCAAGAAACAAGAAACAAUAUUUCAAGAUAUACUUCACAUGAUUGGUGAAGAAUAUACUGAAACUGAGGCUGAAGCUGAAACUGAAGGUAAAAAAGAAAGAGUCAAUGCUAAUGAUGAUAUUGAUGAACUUGAUGUUGAAAUGAGUGAAACAAAUGAAAAUGAAGAUAAAAAUGUUGAUAAUCAACAUCAGACAGUUAUUACUGAUGCUGAUGUUAAUAUGACAGUUGAUGACAAACUUGAUGUUGAAACGGAAACGAAUGCUAAUGAGGAAAUGGUUAAUGAUAAUAAUAAUGCAAACGAUAACGAUAAUGUUGAAACAGAAAUGAUUGAGAAUGAAGAAAAUGGAGAAAUGGUAAUGAUGAAUCAAGAUAAUAAUGAUAAUAAUAAUGAUGAUAAUGGUGAUAAAGCAGAAAUUAGUAAAGCGAAUCAAAUGGUUGAUGACGAAAGAGAUAAUGACGAUCAAAUGGUUGAGAACGAAGCGGCAGAAAAUGAUGAAACUAUUGGUUCAGGAGUGAGCGAAGGAAAUCAAGCGGCUGAGAAUGAAACUAUUGGCUCAGGAGUGAGCGAAGGAAAUCUGGCUGAGAAUGAAACUAUUAACUUGGGAGUGAGCGAAGGAAAUCAAGUGGCUGAGAAUGAAACUAUUAACUCGGGAUUGAGUGAAGAGAAUCAAGCUGUUGAGAAUGAAGAAACGAUUAAACCAGGACCUAUGCAUGAUGUGAAGAAAAUUAUUGAGAAAAUAACUGAUAUUGAAUCUCUUAAACAUAGCGAUAUUUAUAAAGUUUUCGAGAAAAAUGUCUUUAUUUGUGAUAGCUGCAAACGCCCAUAUUUAGUAAGGAACGACCACACACAAUAG
Messenger RNA from Rhizophagus irregularis DAOM 181602=DAOM 197198, 1173 nucleotides. RefSeq lists its product as uncharacterized. Gene Ontology annotation, biological process: multicellular organism development. NCBI's taxonomy places the organism in Eukaryota, Fungi, Glomeromycota, Glomeromycetes, Glomerales, Glomeraceae. The record is from RefSeq and is a predicted model, not a curated record.